Messenger RNA from Empidonax traillii (willow flycatcher), 3442 nucleotides. It is a transcript of the gene AOPEP, whose product is annotated as aminopeptidase O (putative). Lineage: Eukaryota; Metazoa; Chordata; Aves; Passeriformes; Tyrannidae. The transcript is spliced from 16 exons. Gene Ontology annotation, molecular function: zinc ion binding; metalloaminopeptidase activity. The record is from RefSeq and is a predicted model, not a curated record. Bases 143 to 2638 code for a protein of 831 amino acids. Gene Ontology annotation, cellular component: nucleolus.
UGGAGAAAUUACAACUUCAAUACUCUAAUAUUUUUCAGAAUUAUUUUUGGCACUGGGAAGCUGAAUAUUCUUCUCUUUCUGGAGUCAUCAUAUGUAAAGAUUGUCUAAGGCUUUGUAAAACCAUUGCUCAAUAAGCUGGAACAUGGAUGCACAGCUAGACCCCAUGAAGGAUGACCUGCCCUUAAUGGCAAACACUAGCUACAUGCUUGUAAAGCACUAUGUGUUGGACUUGGAUGUGGAUUUUAAAAGUAAAGUUAUUGAAGGCAGCAUAGUUUUAUUCUUUGAGACUGGGAGCCGGUACCAGAAAACCAGCAGUCCUGGCAAAGAAUGCUGCCAGUCAGAGUUUGAUCAGUGCUGUGAAACGAGGGCAUCUGAACCCUGCCACGUUCCUGUGGCAAGUGUGAGCGCCUGCUCAUCCCAAAUGGAAUACAAUGGUUGUGCUGUCAGUGGUAAAGGUGAAGAGGCAACCAGGUUACCAUCUCCUGAUGAAAAUGGUAACCAUAGCAACAAUGAACAGGCUUCUGGGAUUUCUGGUUCAAAGGACAGCUGCGACAGAGAGAAUCACGGGAACGAGGAUUUUGUGCUGGUGUUGGACUGCUGUGAUUUAUCUGUGCUGAAGGUUGAAGAGGUGGAUGUUGCUGCUGUGCCGGGCAUUGAAAAAUUUACAAGGUGUGCCAAGCUAAGUGAUGUUUCAAAGGAGCUGGGAAGUGUCAGGAAUGAAAUUGUACAUGAACUUGUGACUCUACCUGCGAAUCGCUGGGAGGAACAGCUAUCCUAUUUUACUGAUUGCAGCCAGGCACCCGGCUGUGGAGAGCUUCUGUUUGCCACCGGCCCUUGGAGCUUGGAGGUGAGGAAAUCAGGGAUUCAGACUCCGUCAGACUUCCCUCACGCGAUAAGGAUACGGUACAAAACCAACCCAGAGGGAAGAUCUGUUUCGUGGACUGCAGAUCAGAGCGGCAAGCCGUGUGUUUAUACGAUGGGAUCACCAAUAAACAACAGAGCCCUUUUCCCAUGCCAAGAACCACCCAUUGCCUUGUCGACAUGGCAAGCCUCUGUCCGAACAGCUGCAGGCUUUGUCGUGUUAAUGAGUGGGGAAAACUCAGCAGAACCAGUCCGGCUUCGAGAAGAUGUCUUGAGCUGGUACUACUAUGUGUCCAUGCCCAUGCCAGCAUCCACCUUCACUCUUGCUGUGGGGUGCUGGCAGGAAGUUAAACAGCAGUCCCUCACAGCUGCUACUCAAACAAACACUGAGUUUUCAUUGCCAUCUUUACAAGCUGAUUCCAGGUGGCACGAAGGAACGUGUGGCCACGUGGAGUAUCCCUGCCGUUUCCACCACCCUGCUGCGGGCUGGCAGGCGGUGAUUCCUCACAGGGUGUUCUCCCCACGGAGCCUCGUGGAGCGCUGCGAGGAGCGUUUGCUGCCGCUGAUCCCCCAGUGCCUCUCGGCUGCUUACACCACCCUGGGGACCCACCCCUUCUCCAGGCUCGAUGUCCUGGUAGUCCCUUCCAACUUCUCCAGCCUGGGAAUGGCUAGCCCACACAUCAUCUUCCUGUCACAGAGUGUCCUGUCAGGAGGGAGCCAUCUCUGUGGAACGCGUCUGUGCCAUGAAAUUGCUCAUGCUUGGUUUGGACUGGCCAUUGGUGCUCGUGACUGGACUGAGGAGUGGAUAAGUGAAGGGUUUGCCACUUUUUUAGAAGAUGUAUUUUGGGCCAGGGCACAACAGCUCCCACAUGAUGAAGUGAAAGGGCAGCAGGAGCUGAGAGCUUUACUUCGCUGGCGCCGCCUCAGGGACGAGGUACAAAACUCUGAAGAAGAGCUACAAGUUUUAAGGCCCAACAAGGAGAGCACAGGAGAACUGAGUGAGUCUGGAGCAUCUGUUGUCAAAUACGGUCUUAAAGCAGAAAAAAUCUUCAUGCAGGUUCACUAUUUGAAGGGUUACUUUCUGUUGAGGUCUCUGGCAAGGACGAUAGGAGAGGCCUCGUACCUUGCGUCCUUGCAAAAAUUCGUCCGUAAGUUCCACGGGCAGCUCGUCCUUUCUCAGGAUUUCCUUGGCAUGCUGUUGGAAGACAUCCCUAAACAAAAAAAGUCCGGGUUAACUGUUGAAAGCAUCUUCCAGAACUGGCUUGACACUUCUGGAAUCCCAAAGCCCCUGCUGGAGGAGGUCGGGACGUGGAAGGAGUGCCAGCUCGUCCGGCAAGUGAGCGGCGAGGUCACAAAAUGGAUUCAGACAAACCAGAGGGUCAGAAAAAGCAGCAAAAAGAAAAGAAAGCUGGAUGAAGAAACUUUCCAGAAGCUUCUCCCUGACCAGCUGGUCUUACUUCUGGAGUCUCUCUUGGAGGAGAAGACACUGUGUCCUAGAACACUGCAGUGCUUGGAGAGAACGUACCAGCUCCGGGAGCAGGAUGCUGAGGUUCGUCAUCGGUGGUGUGAACUUGUCAUUAAACACAAGUAUGUGCCUGGGUAUGCAGAUGUUGAGAGAUUUCUCAGAGAAGAUCAGGCUAUGGGGGUGUAUCUCUAUGGUGAAUUAAUGGUGAAUGAAGAUGCAAAACAACAAGAACUUGCACGUAAAUGCUUUGCUUCGGCACAAGAACACAUGGACGCGUCCUCAGCCAAAGUGGUGGCAGAGAUGUUGUUCUGAAGAGGAAAGAUCACAGAGAAACUCUUUUAAUAGAUCUUCUACUAAGCCCCGAUGGUAGCAGGAUUUCAUUGACCCAGGACAUCAAAGGAAGGAUUAUGUGACUGCUAAAACAAUCAGAUGGGAGAAAUAUUUACGUUUCUGUGCUUCCAGAGGAUUACUGUAACUGAGACCACAUGCACACAAAACAAACUACACACACACACACACACGUGUUCCUCUGGCUUUAGGUGAUUCUUUGAUUCAGGACAUUUGGGGUUUGUCCUUGGCCUUUGGUAAUACAACCAUUCCAGUUUGCAGGUACCAAGGACUCUUGAUUUGAACAAUUUAUGCACUGCAGUAAUGUGGACAUUCUGAAAUUUGAUUACAUUGUGUUGUGUACUUAAAUUUUUGCUUGUAACUUCUUUGUCAUAAUGAAAAACGCCCCACAUAAAAUUAUCAGGAGCUGAGAUGGGAUAUUAACUACAAGCAAAAAUAAUCUGUGGAAAGUGACCUAACAUCAUCCUGGUGAAGGGAUGGGACUGAAGGAAAAACAAAGAUCAGCAUUUUCUCUCUGCGAUGUUUAGGUUAAAUUUUACCAGAAAUGUCAGACUUGUAAAGUGUCUUUUAUACCCCUGUGCUGCUCCUUUUGCACAAUGAUAUGUCAGCUGUAGCUCUUCUUCCCUGAUCAGUGGAGCACUACACUUCUGGAGACAUUUUAAUUGUUCCUUUCAGAGAGUAAGAACUUAAAGCACAAAAAUCUGUGAACAUAUUUCCUUUGUACUCUAUUGUUGUACAUAAAAUGAUCUUGUAAAAAUAAAUACUUUU